UAUAUACUACACAAUCUUGAUGAAAACGUUUGAGUAAAAACACAAAUGCGAUGUUUAAAUGUGAAUUAUAUUUUUCACCAACUAAAGAGCGCCGUGUUAUAUUUAAUUUAUAAAAAAAACGGUGGCUGUUAUGCACAUAUAGGUCAGUGGGUAUUUAGUAUUUCUAUGUUUAUUUAUUUUUUUGCUUCGUGUGCAGCUCGUGUCGUGAACUGUAAGUUUGGGCAAAUGUUGUUAAAGGCAACCCCCAAUUAACAUUAAACUUAAUGAGCAUGUUUUAUUUCCAUGCCGCACCACGGGCACGCAGACAUGAUCCAAAUUGGAGGGUGCGAAUAACCGCUUUCAAUAAAGGUCAGAAAUUCACGGAGUGGCUAUUUUCCACUUUGAACAGUUCAAGCAAGAAACGGGAAGGAUAUUCGCGUUAGUCGACGUGUGAAACUAAGAAGAACAUUUGAAAGUCGCUCGACAAAUGCUGAUUUUUUUUAUUUUUUUUUAAACCAAAUUACUGCAUGCCUUGAAGUUUUUGUAAACAUUGUUUUGGUUAGCAGGGUGCUUACGUGGCCUAUAAAAUAGCUCAUAAAACGAGCUUCGAAAAUGUCAUUUGGCUUGAACAUGCACCAGGAGCAGCCGCGACGACGGCAACAAACGGACUUUUUCCCUUCUGACGUCAUCGUCGUUUCAUUCAUAAUUUCUCCAAUCUAGCAUCAAUCAGAUUUUAUUCAUUUAUCCCUAUUUUCCCCAACUGUGCUUGUUAUUGGGGACCGUGUGCGUAUUUAAUGACCAGAGGGAUUGAUUUAUGCUUUAUUGUUCAGCCCGUAUGAUCACGUGCGCCCGCCGUCCAAUGGCCUGCCGGCGUGGCUCCCACAUUACAACCCACUGUAGUUUCUGCGAGGGGCCAAGUUGCUACUUGAUUUCUCCACAUUGUUAUUUUGUGAAGCUCUCUUUACUGCUUGCGUAUGUGUGUGUGCGCGCGUGCUUUUUUCCCUCUGUUGUUGUCGUCGCCGCCGUAUGGCUCUGCUGGCCGGCUAACUUGGGUGCGUGUGACCGUGUAGUUUGCCGCUAUGUCGACAUCCGGAGCGGUGACUAGUUACUACGUCGAUUCUCUCAUUCUCCCCGAGAGCGAGGAGCUCUCCAUGCCGAGAUACCCAUCCGGGCCCGGGUACCAGCACGGCAGACAGCACCCCCCUUCCAUCGGCGAGCACGGCGAGCUCGGACCGUGCACCUUCACGUCCAAACCCGCCGUGUUCGGCCCGUCGUGGAGCCACGUCCCGGCUCAGUUCCCGGGCAGCGUCUCGUCUGUGUACCACCACCCCUAUGGGCACCCCCAAGGCCCGGUCGGGGCCGAGUCAGACGCCCGCUACCAAUCGUGGCUCCUGGAACCCAUGUCCGGGUCCCUGCCCAUGAGCGGAUUACAGGCAUCCCACCAUUACGGAAUCAAACCCGAGGCUGCCGGUUCGCACACGGCGCUGCUGCUCUCCGACUACAGCAACGGCUCGGUGCAAUCGGGCGGGGAGAAGGAGGCGCUCGCCGGCCGGGGAGUCGACGUUACCGGGGAGGGUGAAGAGAAGCCGAACCUGGAUCCGAAUAACCCCGUGUCCAACUGGCUCCACGCGAGUGCCACGAGAAAAAAGCGCUGUCCGUACACAAAGCACCAGAUCCUGGAGCUGGAGAAAGAAUUCCUCUUUAACACCUACCUGACCAGGGACCGUAGGUACGAGGUGGCCAGGCUGCUGAACCUCACGGAGAGACAGGUUAAAAUCUGGUUCCAGAACCGCCGGAUGAAGAUGAAGAAGUUUAACAAAGAUGGCGCAUCGAAAGAUGAGUGACUGAUGAGUCAAGGAGAAUCACAUUGAGGCUAAUGGCGAGCUUUUUCUCGUGCGCUCUGCCGGAGCUUCUGGAAAAACUCGUUUUCGUGUUCCAUAUAGUAGAACCUAUUGGACUUGAUUGUCUUGUAUAGAAGCAUGUUAGGCUCCCGUUUGAAGCGACUACCUUUUUUUUAUAUUGCACAAUUUUAACAGUGCCCCCCCCCCUUUUUUUUUUUGUUAGUUGCCCUUUUCAUAUGGUGUUUCAUUUUAUUAUUUUUUUUCCCCAUUAGUACCUCGUUAAAGUGAAUUAUUUGGCCUGGUCUCUGUGCUUGUUUGUGUUUGGAUGUUUCCAGUUAUGUGUUGUCUAUUUCACAGUCACCUGAGCUAGUUUGUAAAAUGUGUUGGAUUUUGUUGUUGUUUCUCUCUUAUAGUUAUAUGACUCAAUUUAGUCUGGCAGUUAUGGUUAAAAAAAAUUAUAUAUGUAUAUAUAGGUGCUACAUCUCAAAAACCUCCGAAGUAUUAUCAGAGAAGCUCUAUGUUACGUUACAUGACUGACUACCUAUGUGUUUA
Molecule: messenger RNA, 2372 nt
Organism: Hippocampus comes (tiger tail seahorse)
Lineage: Eukaryota; Metazoa; Chordata; Actinopteri; Syngnathiformes; Syngnathidae
Gene: hoxa9a
Product: homeobox A9a
Exons: 2
Coding region: 1059-1823 (254 amino acids)
Biological process (GO): proximal/distal pattern formation; anterior/posterior pattern specification; DNA-templated transcription
Cellular component (GO): nucleus
Molecular function (GO): DNA-binding transcription factor activity, RNA polymerase II-specific; RNA polymerase II cis-regulatory region sequence-specific DNA binding
Source: RefSeq, a predicted model, not a curated record